CGCGGCAGCUCGUGGCUCGACGUGCACGGGUCUGCACCCGGUUGGCGUGCUCAGGAGAGGGGUAAACCAUUUGUACUCUCCAAAUUCAUUCAUACAUACGAGGGUUGAGUCAUAGAGUCUGCUUCUGCUCGACCGUCAGCAUGAGCGCCGAGAAAAAUGCUGCGCCCGUGCAGCGCGGAUUCGGCUACCUGAUGCUUGGUGGUACCGCCAGUAUGAUGGCCGCCAGUUGCACACACCCACUCGACCUGCUCAAGGUCCGCAUGCAAACCAACACCUCGGCGACGCGUGGUACCGGCGUCCGCCCGCCAGGCCUCGUCACGACCUGCACUCGCCUCGUGGCUGCCGAAGGCAUCACGGGGCUCUACCGCGGCCUCACUGCAAGCCUGCUCCGUCAGGGCACCUACUCGACCACACGAUUUGCCGCCUAUGAUUGGAUGAAAAUGCAGGUCCAGCAGCGUCAAGGGCGUGACCUCAACACUCCAGAGCGGUUUGCAGUGGGCAUGGCGGCCGGUGGUCUUGGUGGGCUGGUGGGUACGCCCGCUGACGUGUGCAACGUGCGGAUGCAGGACGACGGGCGCUUGCCCGUGGAACAGCGUCGAGGCUACAAGAACGUCUUUGACGCUUUGUUUCGCAUCGCACGCACCGAGGGCGUGGGUAGCCUCUACGCCGGACUUGGCCCCAACGUUCAACGUGCCAUGCUCAUGACGGCCGGGCAGAUUGCCAGCUAUGACACUUGCAAGAGCUUUCUGCUCAAAGGCACUGGGGGGCUUUUUCAAGACAACCUCAUAACCCACUUUACGGCCUCGUCCAUGGCCGGGGUGGUGGCCACGCUCCUGACUCAGCCCUUUGAUGUCAUCAAGACGCGCAUCAUGGCUGCGCCCAAGGGAACAUAUGCUUCAGCCUUUGCUUGCGGCGCCAGCACCGUCAAGGCCGAAGGUGUACUUGCCUUGUACAAGGGCACAUUGCCGGCCUUUGCCCGCCUAGGCCCACAAACCAUCUUGACCUUUGUCUUCCUGGAACAGCUGCGCAAGUUUUACCGCCAAGUUACAAAGGAGGCGUAG
Monosiga brevicollis MX1 is the source of this 1061-nucleotide messenger RNA. RefSeq lists its product as uncharacterized. Lineage: Eukaryota; Choanoflagellata; Craspedida; Salpingoecidae. The record is from RefSeq and is a predicted model, not a curated record. Bases 141 to 1061 code for a protein of 306 amino acids. The transcript is spliced from 7 exons. Gene Ontology annotation, biological process: phosphate ion transmembrane transport; succinate transmembrane transport; thiosulfate transport. Gene Ontology annotation, molecular function: succinate transmembrane transporter activity; sulfate transmembrane transporter activity; malate transmembrane transporter activity.